Callithrix jacchus (white-tufted-ear marmoset) is the source of this 609-nucleotide messenger RNA. RefSeq names its product putative G antigen family E member 3. NCBI's taxonomy places the organism in Eukaryota, Metazoa, Chordata, Mammalia, Primates, Cebidae. The record is from RefSeq and is a predicted model, not a curated record.
AUUAUUCCUGCCUGAGGCAGUUUGAGCUGCAGAGAGCCCUUAUCAGUAAAAGUGAUAGUAGCUCUUAGUUUGCUCAGCAAGCCUCUUCCCAAGACGGGUAGAAAGCACUCCAGCUUGCACAAGAACUGUCGUAUAAUCUCGGCCUCCCAUUGAGCAGUGGGAACUAUGAGUGAGCAUGUGAGAACAAGACCCCAAUCCUCAGAAAGAGGAAAUGACGAAGAGUCUUCCCAGCUGGUUGGACCUGCGAUUGUCCAGCAGCCCACUGAGGAAAAACGUCAAGUGGAGCCGCCAACUGAAAAUCAGGGUGAGGAGAUCAAAAGUAAAGGAGCACCUGCUGUUCAAGAGCUUGAUAUGGAAGCUCUUCAACAGGAGCUAGCUCUGCUUAAGAUAGAGGAUGAGCCUGGAGAUGGUCCAGAUGUCAGAGAGGGGUUUCUGCCCACUUUUGAUCUCACUACUGUGUUGGAAGAAGGUGAAGGGCAAUCCGAGGUUUAAACCAAGACAAAUGAGGACUGAAACCAAGAAUGUUGCUCUUAUGCUGGAAAUUUUACUGCUGACAUUCUUUUAAUAAAAUUUUACAUUUUCCUGCAAAGAAUUCUUGCACAGUUUUGU